Molecule: messenger RNA, 1653 nt
Organism: Ceraceosorus guamensis
Lineage: Eukaryota; Fungi; Basidiomycota; Exobasidiomycetes; Ceraceosorales; Ceraceosoraceae
Product: cytochrome P450
Exons: 6
Coding region: 1-1653 (550 amino acids)
Biological process (GO): ergosterol biosynthetic process
Molecular function (GO): monooxygenase activity; iron ion binding; heme binding
Source: RefSeq, a predicted model, not a curated record
AUGAGCGAUAGGCUCGUAGCUGCGUGGCAGGCUAGCCCUUUGGCUUCUCUGAGCCACUGGCAGCUUGUCGCUGUCGCCGCUGUCGUCUUCCCUGCCAUCGCGGUUCUUCUGAACGUCAUCGAUCAGCUGCUGCUCCCCAAGAAGCCCAGCUUGCCGCCGCACGUCUUCCACCUCUUCCCUUGGAUCGGCUCCGCUGUGGUUUACGGUAUGGACCCCUACCACUUCUUUGAGAGCUGCAGAGAGAAGUAUGGCGAUGUGUACACCUUCACACUGCUCGGCAGGAACAUGACCGUCGCACUUGGUCCCAAAGGAUCCAACCUGAUCUUCAACGGACGCAUCACAGAGGUGUCGGCAGAGGACGCAUACACGCACCUGACAACUCCCGUGUUUGGCAAGGACGUGGUGUACGAUGUGCCGAAUGCGGUCCUGAUGGAGCAAAAGAAGUUCGUCAAAGCUGGUCUGAGCGUCGACAAUUUCCGCAUUUACGUUGGCCAAAUUGUGGACGAGGUGACCAAAUUUGCUACCCAGGAUGAGGCAUUUGUCGAGCUGCAGAACGGCAGCACGGAAGGCAGUGUGGACAUCUUCAAGACCAUGUGCGAGGUUACCAUCCUCACAGCGAGUCGAACGCUGCAAGGUCAAGAGGUGCGAGACUCGUUGGACAAGACUUUUGCGGACCUGUACCACGACUUGGAUGGCGGUUUCAUCCCUCUCAACUUUGCGAUUCCAAAUCUGCCCAUUCCCAGCAACUUUAGAAGAGACAAGGCUCAAAAGGCAAUGAGUGAUUUCUACAUGCAAAUUAUCGAGCAGAGGAGAAAGAGCCAGGUCGGGUCAAAGGAUGGGAGACACGAUAUGAUCGAAGCUUUGAUGGACCAGUCGUACAAGAAUGGCAGAAAGCUGGGCGAUCGAGAGAUUGCGCACAUCAUGAUUGCUCUCCUCAUGGCAGGACAACACACGAGCAGCGCCACCGGAAGCUGGGCUAUGCUGCGUCUUGCCAGCCGACCAGAGAUCAUCGAGCGCCUGUAUGCCGAGCAGAAGGAGGUGUAUGAUGACGGAGCAGGCGGUCUCAGAGAGCUGGACUACGACAUUCAGAAGAACUCUGUGCCUCUGCUGGACGCAGUUGUACGUGAGACGCUGCGACUCCACCCGCCGAUCCACAGUAUCAUGCGCAAGGUCAAAACAGAUAUUGCAGUCCCAGCGUCUCUGGCUUCUCCUCAGUCCCAUACCAGUGCCGCUUCACUGGCAGCCAACAAGAAGACGGAUGCAGGAUAUGUCAUUCCCAAAGACUACUACGUCAUGGCCGCGCCCGGUGUAUCUCAGACGGACCCUAAAAUCUGGAAAGAUCCCGCCAGCUUCAAUCCUGAUAGAUGGAUGGGCAAGGGCGAACUUGAGCCUGAGGAGCAGGGAGAGACUGUCGAUUACGGCUGGGGUGCGAUCUCCAGCGGUGCGAACAGUCCCUAUUUGCCCUUCGGCGCGGGAAGGCAUCGCUGCAUCGGCGAGCAGUUCGCAUACCUGCAGCUAGGCACCAUCCUUGCCACUUUCGUCCGUCGCUACUCUUGGAAAUUGGCAACUCGCUUCCCGGACCCAGACUACAACAGCAUGAUCGUCCUGCCCAAGGCGCCCAACAACCGUAUUAUUCUGAAGGAAAGAUCAUGA